AUGGUUGCAUGUAAAAUUAAACCAAACGGACAAUUAUAUUUAGUCCCAGAAACUAAUUCAGUUCUUGAAGAUGAAAAUCAUUUAAAUAAUCUUAUAAUUCUUCAAAUAACUGGUGAAAUUAAUGAACAACUUUUGGAAAAUAAUUUAAUUAUUUCGGUCGUUUAUUUUGUGUUUGGAAGUGUUCAAAAUAGAGAAAUUUUUGGCGAGCCUUACAUUACAAUUUUGAAUAGAGAUUUAGGUUCUGGUCAUUUAAGUUUUGAAAUAAUGAAGGAAGGAGCUUUUCUUCUUCCAAAACUUUUCUACAAAAUGAAUGCUGGUUUUACACUUUAUUUACAAAAUUCUGAUGGAUCUUUUUCUAGAAUUGACCCUAUAAUCGAAAAACCUCUUUUUAAUGAAUAUGUCAACAAUAUUUUAAACGAAAAAGAAAAUGAUAAAAAAGUAAUUCAAAUAAUUGUGGAAUGGGAUUUGUCUUUAAAAGAAGAAUUUAAAUCUAAACUUGUUAAAGAACAAAUUAUCGAAAAUUAUUCGUAUAUUAAGAUUUUUAAUUAUGUUUCAAAACCUGUUCCUUUAAUUACAUUAAUUGAAAAUUUUGUUGAAUCUGGUAUAAUUUUAUUAAAAAAAUUAUAUCAAAUUUUAUUAAUUGUAGAACCAACGAAACUUUGGAACUGUCCAAAAUGUAAGAAACCUUCUGGAUCAAUUCAAAUUGAAUUUGAUCAGUUACCUGAUAUUCUUGUCUUUUAUAUAAAUCGUUUUGAAAAGACAAUAAAAAAUGUUAAAAGUGUACAAAUUCCGCAAGAUUUGCUUGAUAUGAAAUCCUAUAUUGAUAAUGGAGAAUCUGAAAAUAAUAAAUACGACUUGUCUUGUGUUUUGUUCGAUAGCUUUGGUCACUACACAGCAGCUACUCGUAAUUUUGUUGAUGGGCAUUGGCGUUUAUUUAAUGAUACGCUAGUUCAAGAACUUUUCUUUAACAACUCUCAAAAAGAAAUUUUUGAAUCGGUUAAUUCUUCAUUGUUUUUUUAUCAGCGCCAACAUUCUAAGACUGCUCGUUGGUUUCCCCAAGAUGUUCCAAAACAAAUUUUUGGAAAAUAUCAAGGAAAAAUAGAAAAUAAUAUGAUUGCUCUUGACAGCUUAAAAAUUUGCUAA
Molecule: messenger RNA, 1143 nt
Organism: Meloidogyne enterolobii
Lineage: Eukaryota; Metazoa; Nematoda; Chromadorea; Rhabditida; Meloidogynidae
Source: the annotation of a GenBank genome assembly